This is a messenger RNA of Capsaspora owczarzaki ATCC 30864, 3688 nucleotides long. RefSeq lists its product as hypothetical. NCBI's taxonomy places the organism in Eukaryota, Filasterea, Ministeriida, Capsasporidae. Bases 159 to 3548 code for a protein of 1129 amino acids. Gene Ontology annotation, molecular function: guanyl-nucleotide exchange factor activity. Gene Ontology annotation, biological process: small GTPase-mediated signal transduction. The transcript is spliced from 2 exons. The record is from RefSeq and is a predicted model, not a curated record.
UGUUUUCAUUCUUUGAUCUUUUUGUAAUUUGGUGUCUAGUUUUAAAUUUUUUGUAAUUUUUAUCGCCUCGAUACCAAUUUCGCUUUUUUUUAUUUGCAGACGACUCCUACACAGCAUUGCAAAAAAAAAAAACCACCAAGAUUCGCAGCAACCAAAAAAUGCCGUCCACUUCAGCGAAACGACAGCCACCUGCAGCGACGCAACUAUCCGCGGGCGCACCAGCAUCAUCGGCCCCAGCAUCAGCAGCAACAGCGGCAGCGGCAGCGACGGCGCUGAUGGUCUCGUUUCCGCCGCUGGUGCCGCAUGCGGCGUCGAGCAAGAACAAGCUUCGCUCGUUUCUUCGCCGAAUUGUACCUGGCAGCAGUCGCUCCGACUCACCCGAUGCAAAAACAAGCGGCAACAGCAGCAACAGCAACGGCAGCCAAAGCUCGACUCCCAACGCGAAUUCUGGCAACAAUGACGCAUCUCAGCGGCUCAGCUCCAGCGUUAGCCAGAGCAACAGCAGCAACAGCAACAGCACCUUGGCCGUGGAUGGCAACGGUAGCAGCAGUGCCAGUGGCGACCACUCGCACCAACACGCCGUGUCCGUGCCGGUAAUUCCUGUAAUUCCUGUAAUUCCUGUCAUUCCUGCAAUUCCCGCACCUCCGCACCUUGGUCACGUUGCUGCUGAGCGCGCUGCGACGGUGACGUCGGAUGUCUCCGCGGUCGACCGCGCCAUCGACCCGGCCAGCUCACUCCUCAAUCCGAACGGCCCAACCUUGCGCACAACGAUACAACCCACCAUCUUUCCGCCAACGCCAUCUUCUCGCUCAUCCAUGCGUUUGCUCGACCAAGUGGAUAGCGAGACGGCGCUGUGGCGAGAUCCGGCGGCCACGAUCAGCUACACCUCCCACACCAAGCAACAGCAACAGCAGCCCAACUACAGUACUGCCGCCACCCCCACCACCACCACCACCACCACCAGCACCACAACCAAGAACAGUACUCCAUUCGCCAAAGCCAACCCCAGUAGCUCUAGUAACGGCGGCAUUGCACGGCGUAGAAACACAGAUUCUGCCUUGCAAAGCAGCCAACUUUUGAAUUUGAACGCCAGCCACGUCAACCACAACAAUGCGCCCAUCCCGACCCCCGGCUCCUCGUCCGAGCACCUGCCGAUUGGCCAAGUCUCCUCCACACAACCACCAGCAUCAGGCGCACAGCACCCACAUCAGAAUGCCGCGAGCGAGGAGGCCAGCGACUUGGCGUGCAGCAGCCCAAGUCCGCGCCGUGAACCGACCACCAUUUACCGCGCUGGCGUUCUUUCGCCAUAUUCGACACCGUCAUCGCUCUCGACCUCCACACCCUCACUACCAUCAUCGAGCGUAUCGUCGACAUCGACAGUGCAUUCGACAGAGACGUCCGUGCGCGGCCGUACCUCCCGGCGCGGCUCCAUCACCAGCAGCGGCAGCGACCACACGACGGGCAGCUCCACCAACUCGUUGCCUCAAACGACGCCAGCCCUUGUCAUCCAGCAUGCAUCGACCGUACCACGAUCACCAGAGUCGCCUCCAUUGACGACAAGCGCACUGCACGCUCAGCGCACUGCCGGCGAUCAGCUGCUCAGAGUUCCCUCCGCCGCCAGCCUCGGGCGCGACCCUGCUCACCUCAGCGCGGCUGCCGAGAGCCGACUUCGAGACAACUACCGCCAGCUACUCUGCAACCAGCUCAGCGUCUCGGUGCGAUUGGCAUCGUCGACAACCGCCCGCCAGCUCGGACAGCUCAACGACGGCCUGAAGGCAGCCAUCCAAUCGGGUGAGCUUGCUGCCUGGGUUCAAUCGACCCCUUCGUGUGUCAGCACGCCUCUUGCCACACCGGCAGGAUCCAUGACAUCCUUGGACGAGUUGCAGACGGUUGCGCCCGCAACGACGUCCAGCCCAGCCUCCCCGCGACAAAAAUCGAGGGACUCUGGUGAGGGCACCACCGCAGCAUCAUCCUCUGCUGGCGGAGAGUCACCGUUGCAACGAAGAGCUUCCCUCAACCGAGACGUGCGCAUGGAGACUCUGCUUGCGCGACAAGCACGCGUCCACAUGCUCGAGGACGAGCACACUGCCAAGGUCCCCGGAAUUGUCGCGGCCUGCAACGCCGUCAUCCAGUGGGUCCUCGUCGAGAUUCUGACAGCCAACGAGCUCCAGCUGCGCAUGGACCUGUAUUCGCUCUUUGUGCGCUUGACCAACAAGUGCGCCCAGUUUGGCAGCACUGUUGGCUUGCUUUGCGUUGUCAUUGCCUUGGAACACAACCUCAUCACCCAUUUGCACGGCGGCGAGCUGCGAGACGCGGUCAGCAAAAAGUCUCUCGCUCGCUACGUCGAGGCGCGGGCAGCCCUCAACUCGACCGACCCCAGCUUGGAGUUGCUGAGCAAAGCGCUGGGGAUUGCCUGCAAGCGCCCCAGUUUCCGACUCGAGUGCAUUGCUGGGUUUAGCCUGGAAAACUUGCAAAAGCUCGCGGCGAGCGUGCACUCGGAGACAGACAGCGCUCCCUGUGGUUCAGACAGACCUCUCCACUACGAGCGCCGCCACUCGGUGCGACACAUGUCGCGCCAGUCGUCGCAUAACACUUCCGAAAGUGGGCGUUCGCGGACAGCGUCGGGCGGAGACUUGCUCGAGACGAGCACCAACAGUCUUGUGCCCACGACCAGCUCGAGCAGCGGUAGCAGCUACUCGGCGGCACCACGUCACAGCACCUCGAGCUUGCUUCCUUCCAGUGCCAGCUCCUCCUCGUAUACCUCGCACACGAGCCACCUUGCCCAUGCUUUUGACGACAUUCCCUCGAUGGUGUCGCCCGAGCGACGCACGCGCGCAAGCGUCCCAGAAGUCGGCGUCGUGGAUGUCCGCCCUUGGAAUCGCACCCACUCGGACGGCGGCUUCAACUUCCAAAGCGUCGAAGCAGCCAACGCGCAGCGAUCCAAGCUCAAGGGUUCGGGCAGUCACUCGAGCUUUUUGGUUUACAAUCUGGGGAGCCAUCGCGGAAGCACGUCCAACCCUUCCAACACUCUGCCAACCGAACCGGGCCGAUCCGGUGGCAGCGGCCGCGACCGUUCAUCCAUCUCGCCGCCCGUGUCGCCCAAGGUUGCCAUCCACCCGGGUGUUGCUGGUCAGAUGGCAACGUCGGCCACCUCGUCACCGGUGCCUGGCGCCGCACUUUCUCUGAGUCACUUUUCGCAGUUUACCCGCUUGCUCCAGAACAGCCGCAAGAAGCAACCUUGCGGCUCGCAGCCGGCCGCGAUCGCCAGUGCUGAACGAGCGGACGAAAAGGAUUCCUUCGAGGAAGACGAGCCUGCACACCAUGUACAGCUCUCGCUCUCGCAAAGUACGCCCAGUUCUCUCGCGGCGCCAAAGCCGGUCAUGAAAAUGUUCCAGCUACCCCCUCCGCCGCAUCACAUCCCAUCGAUGGAUAGGCUUGUGGAAAGCCGCAGCGAGGCGGACGAAACCCUUGCGCGCAGUGAGAGUCGGUCUUCCGCGAUCGUUCGCGACGACAGCACUCAUUCUUCCGGGCAUUCGCGUCGUGAGUAAAUCUUCCUGUGAGGAAGUGGAAUAAUUUCACACUGUGUGGGACGAUGUACGCAAUUGCGCCUCUUCAAACCGAGCGUCGCAGUUCGAGGGCGGUGUGAUUUCGUGUUUCAUUUGUAGUUUAAUAAUAUUUUGAAACCAUA